AUGUAUGCUAACAUCUCAUAUGCGCUUCUGUCGGCGGCGCUCAUCGUGCUAAGUAUGGUGCAUCUCAUCUUGCUUACCAUUCACCGCCCCCAGCCUCACCGUUUGCCUGAGAUAUCAAUCUUCGUUCUCUUUAUCUGCGUCAAUGCUGUUGUCAUUGGCAUUGGUCUAUCAGGCUUAAGGCGCGGGGAUACGCCAGCAUUCUACUAUCCCUUGGGAAUAUGUACAGCAUUCCCGUUAGCUCUAGAGAUGAUCCGGCAAACCAAAAUUCAGGCUGGACCUCUUACAAACGCCCUACUGCAUCGAUUAUUUCUAGGAUAUGGUGUUCUGUCCCCGGCGGUAAAGCUCGGGUUGAUCUUAUGCUCGGUCGCCUACGAGGCGUCGGUGAAAGGUACAGCUGUGGUCGUGUCUAUCGACUACACGGUACUUGUGAUUGCCGGUCUGCUUUUUUGGCACGGAAUUCGCGGUAUACCAUCUCAGGGGCCCGUAAUCCGUGAAGUUACAAUCCAUGCAUUUCUUGUUAUCGUAACGGCAGGAUUUGCCGCAGGUGGACUCGUCCACGACUGGCCUUUCUGGAUUGAAGUGAUGUUGAUUAUCACUAUUGGUGCCUAUAUGGCUCGAAAUAUCUCCGUUCAGUCUAUUGAACCGGGAAACGCAGUGCCGUUAGCGAAUUUCAGCAAUGACACCAUUUCCUGUUUCUGA
Molecule: messenger RNA, 699 nt
Organism: Histoplasma mississippiense
Lineage: Eukaryota; Fungi; Ascomycota; Eurotiomycetes; Onygenales; Ajellomycetaceae
Exons: 5
Coding region: 1-699 (232 amino acids)
Source: RefSeq, a predicted model, not a curated record